Haliaeetus leucocephalus (bald eagle) is the source of this 2201-nucleotide messenger RNA. RefSeq names its product protein kinase C, zeta (gene PRKCZ). Gene Ontology annotation, molecular function: ATP binding; protein binding; protein serine/threonine kinase activity. Bases 1 to 1779 code for a protein of 592 amino acids. The record is from RefSeq and is a predicted model, not a curated record. The transcript is spliced from 18 exons. Gene Ontology annotation, biological process: protein phosphorylation. Lineage: Eukaryota; Metazoa; Chordata; Aves; Accipitriformes; Accipitridae.
AUGCCUAGCAGAAUGGGCACAAAAAUUGAUUUGAACAAAGAUUUCAUCAGAGUAAAAACACACUAUAGUGGGGACAUCCUGAUAACAAACUUGGUUGCGUCAAUGAGCUAUGAUGAACUUUGUGAUGAAGUGCAUGAGAUGUGUAAUUUACAACAGGAACAGCCAAUUACCCUCAAGUGGAUUGAUGAUGAAGGUGACCCAUGUACCAUCUCAUCUCAAAUGGAACUGGAAGAAGCCUUCCGUUUGUAUUGUCAAAACAGAGAUGAAGGGCUGAUUAUUCAUGUUUUCCCAAGUAUUCCAGAGAAACCUGGCAUGCCUUGUCCAGGAGAAGACAAAUCAAUCUACCGACGUGGAGCCAGAAGAUGGAGGAAGCUGUACCGAGUGAAUGGGCAUUUGUUUCAAGCCAAACGUUUUAACAGAAGAGCGUAUUGUGGCCAGUGCAGUGAAAGGAUAUGGGGUCUCGGAAGGCAAGGCUACAAGUGUAUCAACUGCAAACUGUUGGUCCAUAAACGUUGUCAUAUACUUGUUCCACUGACCUGCAAAAGGCAUAUGGAUUCGGUCAUGCCUUCCCAGGAACCUCAGUUAGAUGAUAAAAAUGAUGAAGUUGACCUCCCUUCAGAAGAAACUGAUGGAAUUCCCUACAUUCCUUCAAACCGGAAACAUGACAACAUUAAAGAUGACUCUGAGGAUAUCAAACCAGUCAUUGAUGGAAUGGAUGGAAUUAAGAUUUCUCAGGGGCUUGGACUACAGGACUUUGAUUUAAUCAGAGUUAUCGGACGUGGAAGUUAUGCCAAAGUUCUUUUAGUUCGGUUAAAAAAGAAUGAUCAAAUUUAUGCUAUGAAAGUAGUGAAAAAAGAAUUGGUCCAUGAUGAUGAGGAUAUUGAUUGGGUACAGACAGAGAAACAUGUGUUUGAACAGGCAUCCAGUAACCCAUUCCUAGUUGGUUUACAUUCAUGCUUUCAAACAACAAGUCGAUUGUUUCUUGUCAUAGAGUAUGUAAAUGGGGGAGAUCUUAUGUUUCAUAUGCAACGGCAAAGGAAACUUCCUGAAGAACAUGCAAGGUUUUAUGCUGCUGAAAUUUGUAUUGCUCUAAACUUCCUACAUGAAAGAGGCAUAAUCUACAGAGAUUUAAAACUAGACAAUGUUCUUUUAGAUGCAGAGGGUCAUAUCAAAUUAACAGACUAUGGCAUGUGCAAGGAAGGUUUGGGCCCUGGUGACACUACAAGCACUUUCUGUGGGACACCAAAUUAUAUUGCACCAGAGAUCCUCAGAGGAGAAGAAUAUGGGUUCAGUGUGGACUGGUGGGCUCUCGGUGUGUUGAUGUUUGAAAUGAUGGCAGGAAGGUCUCCAUUUGACAUUAUUACUGACAAUCCAGACAUGAACACUGAAGAUUACCUCUUCCAAGUUAUUCUUGAGAAGCCAAUCCGGAUUCCAAGGUUUCUUUCUGUCAAGGCUUCCCAUGUGUUAAAAGGAUUUUUAAACAAGGAUCCCAAAGAAAGGCUUGGUUGUCAGCCGCAGACAGGAUUUUCUGAUAUCAAGUCUCAUACAUUUUUCCGCAGCAUAGACUGGGAUCUGCUGGAAAAGAAGCAAGCAACCCCUCCAUUUCAGCCUCAGAUCACAGACGAUUAUGGUUUGGAUAACUUUGAUACACAGUUCACCAGCGAACCUGUGCAGCUAACCCCAGAUGAUGAAGAUAUAAUAAAGCGAAUAGAUCAGUCAGAAUUUGAAGGAUUUGAAUAUAUUAACCCAUUGUUGCUGUCAACAGAAGAAACAGUAUGAAGGAAUGACAUCUUCGUUGUGGACAAUGUGAAUGACCUUUAAAUUUAUCCUUAACUACAGUAUAUGCAUGCGAGGCUGGGGAACUGUAAGAUUUUGGAUGGAGACCAAUGAUUUAAAAAAAAAAAAAAAAUUGCUGCUGAAAAUCAAAGAAGAUAAUGAUUUUAGUGGGUGUCUUCUGCCACUUAGUGAUUCUUAAGUUCUGGGCGCUGACACAACUGGCUUCAUUAAUGAAGGACUUUGCAAUUUGUGCCUGUUUCAUGAAGGAUUGAAGCGUUCAUUGCAUCCCUGGAAAAGGAGAUUCUGAAAAACUUUUGAGAUCCACACACUUUCUACAAACUUUUGAUGCAAUGAGCUACCAAUUGAAGAAUAUUACGGUGUAACAUCCUGAAGAAUAAAAUAUAUUACAGUGGUGUUGAAGCUUA